AGCUCUAUGCUAAGGGUUCAUACGGAUUUUUCCUUCAAACAUUUUGAGUCCUAUUUUUACUUUCUUUUACAUGGUUGUGUAGCGCUUGUUUGUGGCUACAUUUUGUAUGUUUCAAAAUCACACAAUAUGCCGUUUAUGCGAAAUGAGAUUAAUUUUCAUUUUUCUCUAUGCUAAGCUCUAUGCUAACCUCUAUGCUAAGCUCUAUGCUAACCUCUAUGCUAA
Molecule: messenger RNA, 222 nt
Organism: Zychaea mexicana
Lineage: Eukaryota; Fungi; Mucoromycota; Mucoromycetes; Mucorales; Lichtheimiaceae
Exons: 3
Source: RefSeq, a predicted model, not a curated record